Molecule: messenger RNA, 4483 nt
Organism: Myotis daubentonii (Daubenton's bat)
Lineage: Eukaryota; Metazoa; Chordata; Mammalia; Chiroptera; Vespertilionidae
Gene: GRAMD2A
Product: GRAM domain containing 2A
Biological process (GO): regulation of store-operated calcium entry
Cellular component (GO): endoplasmic reticulum membrane; organelle membrane contact site
Molecular function (GO): phosphatidylinositol-4,5-bisphosphate binding
Source: RefSeq, a predicted model, not a curated record
CACAUAUAUAAUUACACAUUGUUUUUGUGAUUAAUCACUAUGCUUUAAUUAUGUUCAAUUUGUAACAAUGAAAUUGGGGGUCGCCACAACAUGAGGAACUGUAUUAAAGGGUCGCAGCGUUAGGAAGGUUGAGAACCACUGCUCUAAAAUCAGUACCCAAAACUGCAGCUGGGGAAGUUUUUUUUUUUAAUCCUCACCCAAGGAUAUGUCUUUAUUGAUUUUUAGAGAGAGGAGAGAUGAGAGAGAAACUGAUCAGUUGCCUCCCCUACAACCUGGUUAUGUGCCCUGACGAUCAAACCUGUGACCCUUUGGUGCAAGCAAGGGACAAUGCUCCAACCAACUGAGCCACGGCCAGGGCUGCAGCUGGGGAAAUGAUAAUGGCUUGUUUGAGUCAGAUUGGAAGGCAGUGACCAGGGCCCUUUCCUCCUGUUCUGGUGGGUAAACUGAGUGGAGUAGUCCUUGCCCUGCCCGCCCCUUAGGCCUUCAUGCAGUAGAGGCCCCUGAUGGGAGCUGUAGGACGAGACCUGGCUCCUGAGACAGCAUCUGCUCCAAAGUUCCCAGAACAGUUUCAAACCUGGGCUCUGUUAGUGCCCCUUGCAUCUUCCUAUGCCCUCCCUCCGUGGUACAGCUGGGUGAAGGAGGUGGGGAGAAGAGGUUUGGGAAUGGGACCAAAUCCACUUGCACCUUUCCCAGUCUCCUGACCACUCCCAAGGACUAAGCUCUACCUGGUGGGGGUAGGAGGGAAGGGGCCUGCAGGCCAAAAAGGUUGGGGGAACCUGAAUUUGAGCCGGUUCUCAAGGCCCAGUUCUUUGUCACCCCCAUUGACACCACCAAGCCCCACUCUUCAUUUCCUGGCCGUCUUCAGUCCUCCCCAGACUUAUCCAAAAGUCUUUGCCUGGCCACAGUGAAGUUUCCAGCUCUGGGCAAGGUGCAUGGCAGCAUUUCGCUCACAGUUUGACUUGUUCCACCAUUACCUCUAGUAUUCCCCACUCAGGCCCUCAGUAAUCCGGUGUGGAGAAAAAUGGAAAGCUGCCCUGGAGUUCAGUGCCGGGAGGGUUUAUUUAGGGAGGGCUGGAAUUGGUUGCUGCAGAGCUCCGCGAAGAGACCCGGAAAGAUGAAGAGGAAGAACGUGCAGGGGCCCCAGGCCCUUGCAGUGCAAGGCUGGAGGAGCAGACCCUGAAAGGGGCGUGGAGAUCUGUGAGGCGUUUGGGCCCCACCUUGAGUCUGGAGAGGGUGAAGGACCUGCCAAUGGGCAGGGCCCGUCCCGUGCGGGCAACCAAUGGGCAGGAGGAGGUGGGCCCUCCCGGCUGCGAGGACGAGGACCGGCUGGUGGCAGUCCGGCCGCUGGGUCUCCCGCGCUGGCCGGAGGCGCAUCUAUGACUGCUCUGAGCAGGGGCGAGACAGUGGCGGCUGGCAGAAACCAACAGAUGCAUAGGAAGAUGACUUCUCUGAAGAGCCCCCUGUUCUGCACAGAGAAACUAGACAGAGUUCAGACAACCCCUGACUCCAGUCUGCACUGGCCAGAAGGCUUGAAGGGUGAAGAGAUAAAGAAAUACAGUCGAGAAGGGACACUACUAAGUAAAUACAACCAGCAAUACCACAAGCUGUUCAAGGACAUCCCCUUGGAAGAGGUGGUUCUCAAAGUGUGCUCCUGUGCCCUCCAGAGGGACCUCCUUCUCCAGGGUCGGCUCUAUAUCUCCCCCAACUGGCUCUGCUUCCAUGCCAGCCUCUUUGGCAAGGAUAUCAAGGUGGUCAUUCCUGUGGUGUCUGUGCAAAUGGUCAAAAAACACAAGAUGGCACGGCUCCUUCCCAAUGGCCUGGCCAUCACCACCAACACUAGCCAGAAGUAUGUUUUUGUGUCACUGCUCUCCCGGGACAGUGUCUAUGACAUGCUGAGGAGGGUCUGCACUCACCUGCAGCCUUCCAGCAAGAAGAGUUUGAGUGUAAGAGAAUUUUCAGAAGAACCUGAGUGCGAGUCUCUGGAAGUCCUCACCCCUGAGAUGAAGUGGAGAAAAAUAUGCCCUGCCUCCAGGUCCCUGUCCCUCCCAGACAGCAUCCCUUGUAUCCCUCCAGCAUCCAUGGACUCCCCAGACAGCUUCUUCUCCUCCAGGAAACCUCCAGGGUCUGAAAAUGCUGUCUGUGAGGAGGAGACACUGGAGGAGGAGCCCAGGAGCAGCGAAGAGCUGAGGCUCUGGAAUUACCAGCUCCUCAAGGUCUUCUUCGUGCUGAUCUGCUUCUUGGUCAUGUCCUCAUCCUACCUGGCAUUCCGCAUUUCCCGGCUGGAACAGCAGUUAUGCUCCCUGAAUUGGGAUGGCCCAGUCCCUGGGCACAGGUAACAGCCACUUGGCCUUUGUCCCCGCUCCUCCAUGAAGAAUGCCUUGGGUGCUAAGGUUCCAUCAACGGUCCCCUUGGUUUCUGAUGCUGCUGUUGUGCUGGGACUGAUGAUGAAGGAAAACAUUCCAGAUCCCUCCUCUUCCCCCAACUCUUCUCCUUCCUCCAAUGAGUGAUCUGAAGUACCUGUUUACAAAGUUCCUACAAUUUUUGAACUCAGACAAAAAGCCAGGUUUUUUAGAACCAGCUGAGGAAUUCUGUACAUGAAAAUUCAACAAUCACUUAGGUGGGGAAAAAAUUUACUUUGUUCCUUAGAAACAGUUCUGGCACACAGACCACCCCAAGGGACAAGGCCGUGCUUUGCUACCUGGAAUGCAGCUCUCUGACUGUCACGUGGCUCACUCCAGUGGUGGGACAGAGCUAGAACCCAAACCACCAGUGUGGGCUCUUCUCUCUCCCCAUAAUCUGAGAGUCCCUGCUUUGGGCAAAGGACUUCUCUGCAGGGACCCAUCUGGCCUAGGGCAGACUAUAGGGAAGUGGGGGCAAAUUAUGAAAGGGCUUGUAGCCAGGAUUCCUUCAAGAAAGGAACAUUUGUGCUCUGUGCUGAGACUGUUCUGGCCACUCAUGAAGAGGCGGAGAGGACUGGAGCAGCGGACAGUGGCAGAGCUGUGAAGGAGAACAGAACAUUCCAUAUCCUCAGUUGCCACUUCCUGGUGAGACAGGUGUAGUAGGGCCUUUGAUCAUAGACUGGUACCAGAUCUCCCCUUGGUGUACGCAAACAUUUCCAAUAUGCCCAGGUGGAAAGUAGGUAUGACAAGGGUGGUGUCUUUGAUCUGCGGUAUUGCUUUUUUCUCUCUGCCUGACUGCCUGGAUCUUGGAUGUGGCCAGUAGCAGCCUGUUGGGAGGCUUGGCUGGGUAGCUGGGCAUGGUGGUGUUGGGCCACCAUAGGGCAGAAAUCACUCGUAUUACCUGUAGCCACUCCAUGGGGUCUGUUAUCCAUCAAUGAAGUGAAGAUGUCCAAAGUGUGCCUGGUACAGUACAGGGACCAAGCCAAGGGGGUCUGCCUGAUACCUCUAGGGACAGUAGAGGUAGAGGAUGCAAAGGGUAAACACAGCAGUGGCUUUGCUGUAGAGAUUCCUCCUUCCCUGUCAAGGUCGUCUUUCGUAUAAAAAGCUUCGCUGUGCCCCAGAACUCUGGCCUGCUCUCCCCAGAAGUCCCUUCUGCUAAGAUAGUGAUUUUGAAGGUUCUGUAAGGGCCUUGGUGAGGAGGUCAGCAGCAUUGGGGAAAGUCACUGGUGAUGGGGUGAGUGGUGUUUUCCCCUUUUCAGGCACCUGAGAGGGUAACCGGGGAGAAGUCCAAGUGGAGAUUAUUUAUUACAGAACCAUCUGUCCUGUUUAUGACAAACCCACACGAGGACUGGAGGGACUGAUGGUAGGUGACAACUUCCAAAGCUCAAACUGAAGGUCUCUUCAUCUUCUCCGCAUGCCAAGUUGUAGGAUUAAAUUUAGAGCCUGGCCUUGUGGGUUGCUUGUACCAAAUCUGCGUAUCUCAGGUGAAACUCACUGUUCUGUUUUCCCCACACGCCACACUGAAUGAGGACCCAGCCUUUUUUUUUUUUGGAACCAGGCCCCUUCAUCACUCCUUUUCAUCCUAUUUUCAGGAAAAUAAUCCUAUUUGCCCUAGAGCCUCACCUCCUUGGUCUUUGCUGAAGGGUGAGGAGGAUAGAUCCAUUCUCUGAACCUUGCUAAGUUGAACCAGAGGCCAUGAGAGAUGCCAAGUCAUGGCUGGCUGGGCCAAGAUGCUGAUCAAUGGCCUCCAGCCGUGCCUCAGGCUCAGAAAGGGCAAGAGGCAUGCUGCAGGGUAGGUGGCUCUGCAGGCCCUCGCAGGGCCUAGGGCUUUCAGUGGUUUGGGUGUGCCUGUCCCUCUGGAGGGUCCUCUCUCUGUUUCUCCCUUUUGUAUUCCAGCCUGGUUCUCUUGGGCCACUAUACCUUCUGUUGUGCUCAUUUAUAAACUAUGUGUAUUUAUAUAGACCUGCUUGCAUUGGGUGAUGCUCCUCUAAUUCCCUGAGAGUUUGGUUCAACUAUCCGUGGGUUGUUCCACUAUGGCAUUAGCCUUUGAAAAUAUUUUUAAAUAAAAUAAUUCUGAUUUUUUU